This is a messenger RNA of Spirometra erinaceieuropaei, 2598 nucleotides long. Lineage: Eukaryota; Metazoa; Platyhelminthes; Cestoda; Diphyllobothriidea; Diphyllobothriidae. The record is from the annotation of a GenBank genome assembly.
AUGUCCCAAUCGCCAACUAGACAACAGCAACAUGUCAGGCCAAAGCUGUGUUCGAAAAGUGUGUCCCUAUAAUUUCUGACCUUUUCUGUGUAGUUUAUAACACCAGUUGCGGCACUCUGAUAAGUUUAGCUAACGAGCCCUCCGUCGCAUUUUAUCGAAUUCAGGAGCAUAUUCGAAAGACGGCUCCGCAGCUGGCUGAUGAGCGUGCAAGUACCCGAGUUUACCUUACUCUUCAUUUAGUUGCGAAUAAUUGUGACCGAAUCGAAGCUGCGGGGCGUCAAUUAUGACCUAGGUCACAUUACCAAGUGGGUUUUGGUUCUUUUCCAUCCUCAUUUUGAUUGUUGUUGUUGUCCAAAUUAAUUACACCGAAUUCUCUGCUGGGUUUACGACCGCUAUUGAUCUACAUGGAAACCGAUAUAUCAGGAAUCUCAUUUUUAAGUUUGAUUUUCCCUUCAACCCACAUCCUUGAUUGUUUAUAAUGGUACUUUUCAGACUAUGUUUUUACGCAUGUUUCCGUAUCACCUUCCCUCAAACGCAACGGCCGUCAUUGUGUACCGUGUGUUUGACUUAGUAUGUCUGAUGGUGCGGUUAAUCGCGAAGGCGACUUUCUACUUCACUUUCGCCCUGAAAUUUGUUGCUGGCCAUAUUUAUUCAAGAUUUACAUCAAUGAGAUGGUUUCCUUUUGUUUCUCCCCCAACUCUUGUUUCACCAUUUUAGGGCCCUCUCUACGAUUCCCCAAACGCGAAACAACCUUUCCAGUCUUCUGGAAACUGCCAACGCGGUCUUGUCCUUACAACAAAAGUUGUCGGCUAAAACACGGGAAAGGUUCGUUUCUCUCCCCUCCUACAUUUUAUUCUACAUGCAGAUGCAUAGUCACACAGCAACCAAAUCAGACAUACAUCUAUACUUAUGCAAUUUACCGAUGCAUUGUCUCGACUAAUUGCCCUAAGGCUGGUAACACCGUGUAGCACAGGUCUUGGCUUUCAAAGCUUGAGUUAGGGCCAAGUUCGACAAGUAAAACCACACGGCUAUUUUGUUUUUAAUUAAGCGACUACCAGUUUUUUCUGGAAUUUUUAAUAAUUCCGAUGUCUUUAUUCCAUGAGCGACAGAACAGGCUUAGCAAAUUCUUGACGAAUGCCGAAACCGAAGCCUACGGCUGAUGUUUCUUGAUAUCCCAAAAGACUUUAAGCAAAAUACUCAUAUCUUCGACAUAAAUGCUGGUCGACCGAUCCUCUGCUUUAUUUCUUCAUUAUUAUUUGGAGGAGAAACGGGCGAAUACAUAUUCUUAGAUGAGGCGCCCUGUGGUUUCAUUUACACUGGAGUCUAACAUUUGUCUCGAAACGCGGAGUUCGUAUUUUUAGCACGCAACCCGGCUCGCGCUUACCGCAUGUUUAUGACGAGUUUCUUGUUCGAACCAUGCAAAACUACGAGCGGGCAUCUUUUCACCAUAAUUGUAAAGUACAUAAACACCUUUCCCCCAAUAGACAUCUUUCUGAUGGCAUUGCGACUCAGUACGCAGUAAGAUCAUGUGGAGGGUGCCGUGGUUCAGGCCGUUGAGCCUUUACUUUUUCAGCCCUGGUAAAGGCUAAUUUGAGACGGCCGUUAUGGUUCUACGUUCGAGUUGACAGGCCAAUAGACAAUCAUGUGGUCAACAACCCGAUUUUAAUACCUUUGUAUCUUUACAUGCGGAGGAGACACGAUCACUGGAAAAGGUGCUUUUUAACUUGAAUUUUCGGAUUCUCGCCCGAACCCAUCAUCAGAUAGAGAGUCAGAUAAGGUUAGUGGAUCGCUCCAGUGUUGCAGUAUUUAUAGGAUGUAGUUGCUAGGCCGCUACAUGCCCAUCGCAGUGCAUUACGUUUCGACUGGCCAGAUGUUGCCGUAUGCAGCUGCUGUGCGUCUGCGUGCCGGUCAAAAUUAUCGGCUCCCCCACGCUCAUCGCACGCAGCCGAGUUGUUGACUACCAUAUUCCAUCAUCCGUGAAGACUCCCGGGCAAUUUGGCUCACCAAAAUUGACACCAGGAAUGGUGGUCACCUGUACGCUCUCGGCGUGGAUAACUGCUUCACUCUGGCGAAGUGUAAGCACCGAAUAGGUAGAGUUCGUUGCGCUUGUUAAUUGAUUGAGGACCGGAAAACCAUGACUCGAGCAGUUCGCGGCCCACACGGUUGUCACCUCUUAGCGAGAAUUUCGGCUUCGUCAAACGUGAAUGUGUGGUUGGGUCCGUUCGAUUGAUCCGAAACUUGGGAGCUGGCGUCAUCCCCUCCUUACUGUAACACCCGGCCAGUCGAACCACGAUGCGCUCGGGUGCUGCCAACUGUGAUAGGCAUGUGACGGUCUACCAACUAUAUCCCAUAAAUACUGCAACACCUGGGCAAUCUACCACCCCUAUCUGACUGUCUCCGAUGGUGGGUUCGAAUGAGGAUCCGGGACGUUAGGCUAGUAAGGCGAUCGUGUCUUCUUCGCAACUACAAUCUUUAAUGCAACUCUUCGCUUCCUUUAGCACUCUUAAGUGGUAAUAAUACCUCUCACAUGACUGUUAUUCUAAUUUUUUUCCCUUACCCUCCCUCCCACUCUCCCUAAUUUUCGUCAGACCACGCUAG